Messenger RNA from Austrofundulus limnaeus, 1383 nucleotides. RefSeq names its product DIM1 dimethyladenosine transferase 1-like (S. cerevisiae) (gene dimt1l). Gene Ontology annotation, cellular component: nucleolus. Gene Ontology annotation, molecular function: rRNA (adenine-N6,N6-)-dimethyltransferase activity. Gene Ontology annotation, biological process: rRNA methylation. The record is from RefSeq and is a predicted model, not a curated record. NCBI's taxonomy places the organism in Eukaryota, Metazoa, Chordata, Actinopteri, Cyprinodontiformes, Rivulidae.
AAAAAAAAUGCAAGUUACGCCUUGUUCCACUAGAGGGCAGCACUGAGAGAACAUUUAGAAAUGUCAGAGAAGAAGAACUUUAACACGUGUUUGUCUAAUUUGUUCGACUCUACUCUGAAUAUUUGUUGCAGAUUUAGGGUUUUUUGGCUUUUAAUUUAGAAGAAAACAAGCGGGGAAAUGCCGAAAGUGAAGGCGGAAAAGAAGAGCAGGCAGCACCAGGAUGUCAAGAGUCAAGGGAUCAUGUUCAACACUGGAGUUGGUCAACACAUCCUGAAGAACCCUCUGAUCGUCAACGCAAUCAUUGAGAAGGCUGCUCUGAGGCCCACAGAUGUGGUUCUGGAGGUUGGACCUGGUACUGGUAACAUGACUGUAAAGCUGCUGGRAAAAGCCAAGAAGGUUGUGGCCUGUGAGCUGGACGGCAGACUAGUGGCUGAGCUGCAGAAAAGAGUACAGUGCACACCUUUGCAGACUAAACUUCAGAUAUUAGUUGGUGAUGUUUUAAAAACAGACCUGCCUUUCUUUGAUCUCUGCGUAGCUAAUCUGCCUUACCAGAUUUCUUCACCGUUUGUCUUCAARCUCCUGCUGCACCGACCCUUCUUCAGAUGUGCUGUGCUGAUGUUCCAGAGGGAGUUCGCCAUGCGGCUGGUUGCCAAACCCGGAGACAAGCUGUACUGCAGGCUGUCCAUCAACACGCAGCUGCUGGCUCGUGUCGACCACCUCAUGAAGGUGGGGAAGAAUAAUUUCCGCCCUCCUCCUAAAGUUGAGUCAAGUGUAGUGAGGAUAGAACCGAAGAACCCUCCUCCUCCAGUUAACUUCCAGGAGUGGGAUGGUUUGGUCCGAAUCGCCUUCGUACGAAAAAACAAAACCCUCAGCGCGGCUUUUAAGUCUGCUGCAGUGGAGCAGCUGCUGGAGAAAAACUACAAGAUUCACUGCUCUGUCCACAGCGUGGACGUUCCAGCCGACUUCAGCAUCAGCAAGAAAAUCGAGAGCGUUCUGCAGGAGGCUGGCUUCAGUGAAAAGAGGGCCCGCUCCAUGGACAUCGACGACUUCAUGAUGUUGCUGCACGCGUUCAACUCUGCAGGAAUCCACUUUUCAUAGACGUGUUCUGUUUGGAGUUGGUCUGGGAUGAAUUGAAUUUCUAAUGUUGAAAUGUUUGGAUUAGAUGCAUUAAAACAGCUCAUAUUGAGUAAUAUAUAAAACUGUUUCAAUAAGCAUGCAAGGACAACUUUUGGCAGGUGUGUGCACGCGUUUUGUAAUCUGCAGAAAUACAGUAUUUACAAACAUCAUUUUAUCUUUAAAGUGCAGAAUUUGUUUUUUGAAAUAAAUUCUGCUUCCAUUAUAUUUGUGGUCUUUGAUAUUAAAUAGUGCUGCACUCAAAGUAAA